Penicillium macrosclerotiorum is the source of this 1452-nucleotide messenger RNA. RefSeq names its product MFS transporter. The record is from RefSeq and is a predicted model, not a curated record. Lineage: Eukaryota; Fungi; Ascomycota; Eurotiomycetes; Eurotiales; Aspergillaceae. The transcript is spliced from 6 exons. Gene Ontology annotation, biological process: transmembrane transport. Gene Ontology annotation, molecular function: transmembrane transporter activity. The coding region runs from base 1 to 1452 and encodes 483 amino acids.
AUGGUUCGUCAAGAUAAAAACGAUGAUUUCUUAAUGGACUUAUCGAAAGGUAUUGUCGGUUGGGCAGACCACAAAGACCCUCAAAAUCCAAGAAAUUAUGCUCCUUCGCGCAAAUGGUUUCUUCUCAGCUUAGUUAGCCUUGUGACUUUAAUCAGCCCUUUCGCCUCCUCGGUUUUCUCACCCGCCGCUUCAUUUGCCGCAAAGGAGUUCAAUGAGACCUCGUCAAUUUUGACUACUUUGACAGUAACAAGCUAUCUUUUUGGCUACGCUGUAGGGCCACUCGUACUAUCGCCACUAAGUGAACUAUACGGACGCCAAAUUGUUUUAAACUCCGCGACAUCGUUUUUCGUUCUCUUCCAAAUAGGGUGCGCUCUUGCACCCAACACGUCGGCUUUAAUCGUAUUCCGAGCACUCACUGGCAUGGGCGGAUCGGCCUGCCUGACUACUGGCGGCGGAGUUGUGGCGGACCUGUUCGUACCAGAGCAGCGCGGACUUGCAAUGUCUUUCUAUGGCUUUGGUCCCCUAUUUGGACCGGUCCUUGGACCUGUUUGCGGUGGUUUUAUUGCCCAGAAUGCUGGAUGGAGAUGGGUCUUUUGGACCCUUACCAUCGCUAGUGGCACUUUUACAACGUUUGUCAUCAUCUUCAACCGAGAAACGAACCCAGUCAUACUUAUGGAGCGAAAAACCAAAAGGCUACGAGUGGAGCUCGGUCUACCUGAGCUCCGAAGCUGCUACGACAAGGACAAAAGCGAAAAUGCCAGUAAGAUCGGUACUCUUCUGAUCAGGUUGAGGACUCCUCUCUAUCUUCUCAUCCGCUCACCGAUUGUCCUGAUCAUCGCCAUUUACAUCGCAAUUGUAUAUGGAUGCCUAUAUCUUCUAUUCACAACUGUCACCGAUGUGUUUCAAAACACGUACCACUGGGGAAUCGGCAUUAGCGGAUUGUCAUAUCUUGGACUGGGACUCGGAUUCAUCACGGGUCAGCUUGUCUUCGGCCUUGUCAGCGACAAAUUAAUUAUCCGACAGACAGCACGCAAUAACGAUGUCUUUGAACCCGAAAUGCGGCUGCCCCUUUGCAUUUUAUAUGCUCUUGCUGUCCCCAUCUCGUUCUUCUGGUACGGUUGGGCGGUGAAUGCCCCUACGCACUGGAUCGUGCCUAUCAUUGGCCUUUUUCCAUUCGGCUUUGGCAUGGUUGGAAUUUUCGGAACGCUGCAGACCUAUGUAAUUGACUCUUAUCCUCGAUAUGCGGCGUCGGGGAUUGCGGCAAUUACGGUCACGCGGUCCCUCUUUGGGGCACUGCUGCCAUUAGCAGGUCCAUAUAUGUAUGAUGCUCUUGGAUAUGGCUGGGGCAAUUCUCUUUUGGGAUUUGUUACUAUUGCCAUGCUUCCCAUGCCCGUGAUCUUUCAUCGAUUCGGCCGUUCUCUCCGGGAAAGGAAUCUAGAGAGUUUCAAAUAG